UUGUAAGUCAAGGUUUUAGAUGUUAUCUGGUUUGGCUACACGUUUGGUGCAAGGAUAAGGCAUUUACCAUAUAGAUUCAGUACGGGACGGCGACGACAUAUGAACGCUCUGGCAACCAGCUGCAAGAGAAAUCUCGAGGGUGACUGUGAGGCUGAGGGACCCGUUGCGCGUAUGCGCUGUCUGCAUUGUUUGCCCGUUCAUUCGCCUUGUGGUUACUUGCCACCUGUUGUAGUAUUUUGUACUAUUUGGCGUGCUUUGGAGAAACGUGGCCACUGGACGUACUUUGUAACCAGAACGCCCGCACAGGGCCCUGAUUGAAAGUAGACAAGACUAACAGCGGGUACUACUGUGGGCCAUUUGCGCAGGCUGCUGUGCGAAGGGACGCCAUGAACUUCGGGGCUUGGUUUCCUGCUGUGGCGAACCUUUUGUUUGUAUGGGCACCCGUCCAUGCUCACAUAUAUGAAGAUAACUUGGGAGGGCAAAUUUCACUUCUCGGACCCCUGGUGUGCUUUGCCGUAUUUAUAGCCAUCUGUGCUUGCUUUUGCCGAGAGUGUCGGCGCCGGGAAGCCAUGCUGGCAUCCACGACAGCCGUCCCAGUUGACCCCUUUCGCACUUCAGGCCCUGUUCCUUAUGGGCCCGCUGUAGCAGGUGCACGGCCAGCACCUAUGGCUCAGCCUGUGCAUCCACCUUACAGUCCACCUUACAGCCAGCCACCAGCACCCUCCCAGACCCAGCCGCCCCCACCAGGCUUCCUUGGCUACCCAUAUGGUAGCAUGCCCCAGGAGCCACCUCCACCAUAUGAGUACAAGUGAUUACAGUGUGCUGGACCGAAUGACACAAGGACUAUGGCUUAGAGAAGAUGCGCCUGUGGUCUACACCUCAGCUCCUGCUAGCCUUAUUAUGCCCCCACAAUGCUUGUUGGUGCUUACGUAGGUUGUACGCUCGGCCUUUGACACUCUGUGAUGGCAUCGAGACGAGGCAGUGGCUCGUAAUAUAUGCUCUGGGAAGUCUCUGUAUCUGUGUGACACAGAGCGGAUAGCCAAUACCAACAUUGUAUCUGUGGCACAACAGGCUGAGUGUCAAUGUACUUGAGAUUACUUUGGCAAUCGGUGUUUUGCUACUUAAGGCAUUACAUGUGUUCUUUCUUUUAAGGGCGCAUGGUACUAAAUACCCAAGGUAUGACUUAUCUUGGAAAAAACAUAGCAGAGACUAGUUAUUUCGAGGUGCUGAUCUCAAAGUGCGGCACUUUCACUGGUGUCUUGUGAGGCACUGUUAAAACUCAGGAUUGUAAUGCUGCUCUUACAUAAAAUGCAGUGCUUGAACAAGAAGCCAUGGUAUUGCUGUUCAAGUGAAUAUUCUUACGUGCCUGCCUUAAUUAUAUAUAUAUAUAUAUACCAUAAAUGCCAUUUUUCCUAUGUUAAACUGUUACCGUUACAUGUAGUGAUGCCUGCAUGUUAAAGUACUUCGAGUAAAUUUUUGUAAUUUUUUAUGUCAGAAACUCCUAAUUUUGAGAAGAGGCAUGUGACCGUUUUUUUUUUUUUUUUUCUAAAGUAUGGUUGUGUAAGGAAUAUGGUGCUAUAGCAUCAUUUUUCACAUGUAUAAGUUGCUCUCUUUAGCUGUCCACUGGCUGGAUCCAGUGCUCAGCAAUAUUGUUGUCAAAACAUUUUAAUGAAAUGGCACAAUCAAGAAAAUUUUGCACUAAGUCUAUCUUCACUGAGAUUAUAUUGUUACAUUACACUGUGGUAAAUUGUGUCAUAGACUGGAACUAGUGGUGCUUGCACUAGUUCAUUGGAGCUUAUAUAUCACAUUUUGUUGUCCAGACAAUAAAAUUGUUUUAGUAAAUUUCACAAGCUCUUCACAUGAUGAAGGCUCACUCAGUCUACUUCAUUUCAAUAUUUUGUGUGCUUGUACUUUCUGCAUGUUGAUUUACCCUACACCAAGAUGCACAAGUCCAUUUCUGCUGCUGUUUUUGUGCAUAUUCAAGAAUACUGCCCUUGAUAUGCAGCACCAAAUACAUUUUGUAUUUGAUGUAUAAUGCCAUCCAUAAAAAUAUGCGGCAUUAUUCAAUUCAG
Messenger RNA from Rhipicephalus microplus (southern cattle tick), 2072 nucleotides. RefSeq lists its product as uncharacterized. NCBI's taxonomy places the organism in Eukaryota, Metazoa, Arthropoda, Arachnida, Ixodida, Ixodidae. The record is from RefSeq and is a predicted model, not a curated record.